UUAAUAUGUACUUUUGGGGUAUUAUUGAAAAUAUAUAGGAGCAUAAAUAAAAAGUGACAUAGCGUCCUCUCCAAAACAGAUACAACCGCCGCCCCUGGAAGAAAAAGAAAGAAGGAGGCUUUAGCUUUAGGUGUGUGGAAUUUUAGUACCAUCUUUAUUUUCUCUCAUUCACUUUGCUUUUUUGUUUUUGGUUCACAUUCUAUUCUUUUCUUUUUAGAGGUAUUUGAUUGAAAGAAAGAAAGAAAAAAAUCUAUCUUUGUAUCUUCUUUGUUCUUAGACUAAGAAAAACCACCAACUCAAAUAUACGUAAAGAAGGGAGAAGAAGCAGAGGGGAAUUAAACUUUGUAAGGACCGUCAUUGUGAACAAGGCACUUACACUCACUUCCCCAACUCAACUCACAAUACUAAUAAUAUUGAUAAUGAAGUACGUUUUAGUAACUGGUGGUGUUGUUAGCGGACUUGGCAAAGGCGUUACUGCCAGUAGCAUCGGUCUUCUUCUUAAAGAAUGUGGUCUUCGCGUUACGUCUAUCAAAAUUGAUCCUUAUCUGAACAUGGAUGCAGGGACAAUGUCCCCUUUUGAGCACGGGGAGGUUUUCGUAUUAGAUGAUGGUGGCGAGGUGGACCUGGACCUUGGUAAUUAUGAGCGGUUUCUAGAUAUCAAGUUAACCCGUGACAAUAAUAUAACUACGGGAAAAAUAUAUCAGUCUGUUAUUGACAAGGAGAGAAAGGGAGAUUAUUUGGGAAAAACUGUCCAGGUAGUUCCUCACAUUACAGAUGCGAUUCAAGAAUGGAUAGAGCGUGUAGCAAUGAUUCCAGUAGAUGGAAAAGAAGGCCCUGCUGAUGUUUGUGUCAUUGAAUUGGGUGGAACCAUAGGGGACAUUGAGUCCAUGCCAUUUAUAGAGGCACUUGGCCAGUUCUCAUACCGUGUAGGUCCUGGCAAUUUCUGCUUGAUUCAUGUCAGCCUUGUCCCUGUUCUCAAUGUUGUUGGUGAACAAAAGACAAAGCCUACCCAGCAUAGUGUCAAGUUACUUAGAGGACUUGGGUUGACACCAAAUCUUCUAGCUUGUCGCAGUACAAAGGCACUUGAAGAGAAUGUUAAGGCAAAACUUUCUCAAUUUUGCCAUGUGGCGGCGGAAAACAUUGUUACUUUAUAUGAUGUUCCAAACAUCUGGCAUGUACCAUUAUUACUUAGAGAUCAAAAGGCACAUGAAGCUAUCUUGAAGGGAUUGAACCUUCUAGGCGUGGCCAGAAAGCCUGAUUUGGAUGAAUGGACUUCCAGGACUAGAGUUUGUGAUAUGUUGCAUGAUCCUGUUAAAAUUGCGAUGGUUGGGAAGUACACUGGCCUUUCAGAUGCUUACCUGUCUGUUUUGAAGGCUCUAUUGCAUGCUUCUGUUGCUUGCCGUCGGAAGCUUAUUGUAGAAUGGAUUGCAGCUGCUGACCUAGAAGAUGCUACUGCCGAAGAGGCACCUGAUGUUUAUAAAGCUGCUUGGAAUCUGUUGAAGAGUGCUGAUGGUGUGCUGGUUCCUGGAGGGUUUGGUGAUAGAGGAGUCCAAGGGAAAAUUCUUGCUGCAAAGUAUGCUCGUGAGAACAAGGUGCCAUUCUUGGGCAUUUGCCUGGGGAUGCAAAUUGCUGUUAUUGAGUUUGCUCGUUCUGUCCUUGGUUUGCGCAAUGCAAACAGCACAGAGUUUGAUACUAAAACUUCAAAUCCUUGUGUUAUAUUUAUGCCGGAGGGUUCAAAAACUCAUAUGGGAGGAACUAUGCGUCGGGGAUCAAGGAGGACAUAUUUUAAGGUUACUGACUGCAAUUCUGCAAAGUUGUAUGGCAAUGCAAGAUUUGUUGAUGAGCGGCAUCGACAUAGAUAUGAGGUCAAUCCUGACAUGGUGUCACAACUUGAAAGUGCUGGUCUAUCAUUUGUUGGCAGAGAUGAAAGUGGACAGCGCAUGGAAAUCAUUGAGCUGCCUAAUCAUCCAUACUUUGUUGGUGUUCAGUUCCAUCCUGAAUUCAAGUCCAGGCCAGGAAAACCAUCGGCAGUAUUCUUAGGACUUAUAGCAGCAGCAUGUGGGCAGUUGGAUACAGUCCUAAAGUAUGGCCAUGCAAGCCAGGUAUUGACUAAUGGAUUGAGUAACGGAAAACCAAAGGGGAAAGUCCAUCAAAAUGGAAAUGGUAUUAAGUUGUCGAACGGAUCAUUAAAUGGUGUGUAUAGCAAUGGUAAUGGUGUGCAUAACUCAGUUCAGUGAUUGUGGCCGUGCUCUUCUGGUUAUGGUAUCAGUUUUCGAGGGGCUUUUUGUGGGCUUCGGUUAUGUCUGUACAGUAGUUGAGUAUGGGUAGAUGUUUUCAGGUUGAAGCUGGAUUUUGAGUCUUUAAACGACGGCUAUGUUCUUCAGUGCCAAGGAUCCUCCAUUUCCAUCUGGAUUUGGCUGUUAAGACUUGAAGGGAACAUAUUAACUACUGUCACUAAGCAAUACCUACCUAGCUUCAGUAUACAAAGUCGUGUUUGCAGUAAAAUUACUGUGGCAUGAUUUAUGCAUCUUCAAAGAUUCAAGGUUUUUUUUAUCCAAUAUAUGUAAGCUGA
Molecule: messenger RNA, 2572 nt
Organism: Pistacia vera
Lineage: Eukaryota; Viridiplantae; Streptophyta; Magnoliopsida; Sapindales; Anacardiaceae
Product: CTP synthase-like
Exons: 22
Coding region: 420-2237 (605 amino acids)
Biological process (GO): pyrimidine nucleobase biosynthetic process; CTP biosynthetic process
Molecular function (GO): CTP synthase activity; identical protein binding
Source: RefSeq, a predicted model, not a curated record